Messenger RNA from Daldinia caldariorum, 1867 nucleotides. RefSeq names its product 4-hydroxyphenylpyruvate dioxygenase. The record is from RefSeq and is a predicted model, not a curated record. Gene Ontology annotation, molecular function: 4-hydroxyphenylpyruvate dioxygenase activity. Gene Ontology annotation, biological process: L-tyrosine catabolic process. NCBI's taxonomy places the organism in Eukaryota, Fungi, Ascomycota, Sordariomycetes, Xylariales, Hypoxylaceae. The transcript has 2 exons. Bases 206 to 1444 code for a protein of 412 amino acids.
UUGAAGGUAUCUUACAUGCGUAUUUCUACCCCUUAAGGUUUCCUCUGUCCAAAUGUUGUAUUCAGUAUCACAUUAUAUACCUCAGCACCUUCAUAGUCCAUCUCUAUCCUCUCUUCCCUACACAUAUCUACUACUAUUACCUCCUUAAGCAAUAUCUGGGGAGUAUAAUUCAACCAACUCUAUACAUUAAGUCAAACCGACAAAUAUGGCACCCUCCGCGAUCUCUACAUCUCCCCCUAGGUACUCCUCGUACGCAGAUGGGUAUGCCGUACAGGCCGGCGUACCCAACUUCCAGGGCUACGAUCAUGUCACCUGGUGGGUAGGUAACGCGAAGCAGGCCGCCUCGUACUACACUACGCUCUUUGGUUUUGAGACGGUUGCGUACCGCGGCUUAGAAACUGGCAGCCGAUAUUUCACAUCACACGUCGUGGCCUGCGGUGAUAUCCGCUUUGUGUUCACGUCGCCGAUCCGCUCGUACGCCUACCUGCCUAAAGAUGAACCCAUCACCGAAGACGAGCGGAAACAACUUAAGGAGAUGCACGACCACCUCGAGAGACAUGGCGACGCCGUACGUGACGUUGCCUUCGAAGUUGAUAGCGUGGAGGGCGUAUACAACCACGCCAUAUCCCAAGGCGCCGUCUCCGUCCAACCCCCUACGCUCCAGCGCGACAAGCAGCACGGCGACGUGCUAACAGCCGUGAUUCGGACUUACGGCGACACGACACAUACCUUGAUCUCGCGGCGGAACUACACGGGGCCCUUCCUCCCGGGUUUCCAAGCGCGCUCCUCGCCGCCGUCUACCACAUCCCUACCGCGCGUCGACCUAGCCUGCAUCGACCACUGCGUCGGCAACCAGUCGUGGGACGAGAUGGUGGCGGCCUGCGACUUCUAUGAGCGGUGCCUGUCGUUCCACCGAUUCUGGUCGGUGGAUGACAGCCAGAUAUGCACGGAGUUCAGCGCGCUGCGCAGUAUCGUGAUGAGCAGCGCCAACGAUGUCGUCAAGAUGCCCAUCAACGAGCCGGCGCUGGGGAAAAAGAAAUCGCAGAUCGAGGAGUUCGUCGUGUUCAACUCGGGCCCCGGGGUCCAGCACAUCGCGCUGCUGACGCCAGACAUCGUGUCCGCGGUGUCGGCCAUGCGCGCCCGCGGCGUCGAGUUUAUCGCCGUCCCGGACACGUACUACGAGACGAUGCGGGAGCGCCUACGCACAGAGAAGAGGACCUGGGAGCUCCAGGAGGAGUUCGAGACCCUGCAGCGGCUCAACAUCCUCAUCGACUACGACGAGGGCGGAUACCUCCUGCAGCUCUUCACCAAGCCGCUCAUGGACCGCCCCACCGUCUUCGUCGAGAUCAUCCAGCGCCGCGAUUUCGACGGCUUCGGCGCCGGGAACUUCAAGAGCUUGUUCGAGGCUAUCGAGCGGGAGCAAGCUCAGAGGGGGAACUUGUAGGGUACAUACCUACCUCUACCUACUUAUCUCUAGAUACCUACAUGGGUCAGGUACCUAAAUUAACGAGACCAUGGCACGAUAACGCAGCAAAUACGGAUCAAUCCAUUGAUUUAUAAAUUCUAUACACCGUAUCGUUAAUAUACCUCCAUUUGAGGUGUGAGAUCGUCAGGGGAGGAUCACGCUUUACAGAGGUACCUAAUGUUAGGAUAUGUAUUAGGAGGUAGGUGGUAGGUAACCCGGUACAAAACCUCUUUGUAAAUAGGAUAACUACCUAAAGUUGUAGCUAGUUACCUCUAGCUACCUGCCUGGGUUUCUGCCGUUCAUUCGGAUACCAUCUCUAUACUUUUGCUUCCCAUCCCGAACUAGAUAUCGGUAGCGCAUAUAGCGCCCUAUUCUAUACGAAUUAACCUCCUCAUCCCCGAG